AUGUUGCUGACCUCAUUUCGUUGUGGAUUUGUCCCGUUCUCCUUCGUUUGUGUGAAGUCUGCGUCUGGAAAGUGUCCGACGAGAACGUCGCUAAAACGUCAGCUCAAAAUAGGAGCUCGAUAUGUGGUCGACUUCGUGGACGACUGGUCGCGUUCCGUUAAGAAUACCUCUUCAAGCAAAGUUGUAACGGAAAAUGAUGAAAGGGCGAGUACAUAG
Messenger RNA from Plasmopara halstedii, 216 nucleotides. RefSeq lists its product as uncharacterized. Bases 1 to 216 code for a protein of 71 amino acids. The record is from RefSeq and is a predicted model, not a curated record. Lineage: Eukaryota; Oomycota; Peronosporomycetes; Peronosporales; Peronosporaceae. The transcript is spliced from 2 exons.